ACAUCAUCGCUUCCCCCUGAGCCUAGAAGAACUACUCAAACCACCAGACCCACAGCCAAAACACACACACAGUCACGGACACACCAAAGUUGAAGAGAUUAAAGAAACAGCACCGAAAAUCCACAGAAACUUUGCACAAAAUAUAAAGAAGAAUCGUAAGGAAAAGAAGGAUAAAAACAGACCAAGUAGAGUACUAGUAGUACACAUUUUUCAGGUGUUGUAUAGGCUUUAAUGCAUCAGAAAAAAUUCGAACUUCAGAUCGGAAAAGACACCAAUAAUGGCCUCUCUUCCGAUUUGAAUAUCACCGUCCCAACUCAUCUUGUUCACCAAUCUCAUCAAUCACAGAGCCAGUCAACUCCUCCACCACUGCCACCAUUACCAUCUGCCACCCAACACUCACCAACCCAACAGAAGCCCAGUCAUCUUCAUAUCAAGAUCCCACCUUUUUCUUCAAAUUUCUCAAAUUACCAUGAACCCAUUUGUCAAAAUUCCUCAAAGAACAAAUCCCUUUUUUCUUCGCCCCAUAAGAGGCCUAUGAUGUCCCAAAGCUCCAGUCUUUCUCGUUCUCCAACUCUUUUUGCUCUUCAUCACAAUGUCAAUCAAGAUGAUGUUCCUGUUCAAGCACCCUUGCCGCUGCAGCCUCACCAUUUUAACAAGAAAUUGGCCGUGUUGAAGUCUGAUUCUUCGAACCACCAAUCUUACCUUUGUUCUCCUUCGUUUCAUGUACUUUUGGCAACAAAAAGAAUCACUCUCCGAUUUAUUCACCAUUCUUGUCAUGCCUCAUGGUUCAGAGUCCACUUAAAGGUUUUUAUCCUGCUUUCCUUGCCUGGUGUUUAUUUUUUCACCUCAACUCAUCACUGGCCUUUCCUGCUUCACUUUCUUUAUCUUCUUGCUUUCUCUGCUUUUAUUGUAGUUUCGCUCAAUUUAGCCCUUCCUAGAUUUCCCUCAGUUAGAUUGUUUCUUGAGAAAACUUUGUGUAUUAAGCUCAAAUCAUUAGCCCCUCCACCAAAGCAUCAUCACAGUCCACCAGUUGUUUGGUCUAUUGGGAGCAAACCUAAAUCUGAAAAGAGGCAGAAUUCAGGGUCUUGGGUGCAGGUGUAUAGCAAUGGGGAUGUUUAUGAGGGGGAGUUUUAUAAGGGGAAAUGCUCUGGAAGUGGGGUUUAUUAUUACCAUUUGAGUGGGAGGUAUGAAGGUGAUUGGGUCGAUGAGAAGUAUGACGGCUAUGGUGUUGAAACAUGGGCAAAAGGGAGUCGGUAUCGCGGGCAGUAUAGGCAGGGAUUGAGACAUGGAGUUGGGUUGUACAGGUCUUAUACAGGCGAUGUGUAUUCUGGGGAGUGGUGUAACGGGCAGUGUCAUGGAUGUGGAUUCCUUACUUGCGAGGAUGGAAGCAGUUAUAUUGGAGAAUUCAAAUGGGGGGUUAAACAUGGGCUUGGCCGUUACCAUUUUAGAAAUGGGGAUACAUAUGCUGGAGAAUAUUUUGCAGACAAGAUGCAUGGUUUUGGGGUCUAUAACUUUGCAAAUGGCCACCGUUAUGAGGGAGCCUGGCACGAGGGAAGAAGGCAAGGUUUUGGUACAUAUACCUUCAGAAAUGGAGAAACACAGUCUGGCCACUGGGAAAAUGGGAUUCUUAAUGCCUCAAGCAUUCAAGGCAUCCUUAAUGGAUCUUCCGUUGCACUUGACAACUCAAAAGUCCUUCAUGCUGUUCAGGAAGCACGAAGAGCUGCAGAAAAGGCAGCUGAGCUGCCAAAUACAGAGGAAAGAGUGAAGAGAGCUGUAGCAGCUGCAAACAAAGCAGCCAACGCAGCAAGAGUUGCCGCUGUGAAAGCUGUCCAAAAUCAGAUGCCCCAGAACAACAACAAUGUCAAUGUUCCAAAACCAGUUUGUGAGUCUCAAUAGCACAGAAACUGUCUAGGGCUGGCUGGAAGUUGCUUUUCCAUCAGAACAGCAAAGGGAAUGCUCAUGUAAUGUGGAUUUUCUUGUUUCUCUUCCCUUCUCGUCAUCAAAUUUUACCUUUCUAAGUUUUGAAUCUGCUAGAGGUGAAGAAACUAUGAAGUAUACCUGCUUGGAACCACCGUCAGUUCAAGCAAAAGACUGAUCGUGGAGCAAGAGGGAUGCUUCACUUACUGAAGUUUUUACCAAAUGUACAUAAUAAGAGCACUCAAUGUGUGGAGCACUGAAGUGCCCUUUUCAGUAAUAGGAUUUUUUUUUUGGUCCACUUACUGUAAAUGUAAUUACAUGUAUGUGCAGGAACCCCAGUGUGUUGGGGAUUUAGAUGGUUUUUCAGAGCUUGUCUGAUGUCUGUAAAAGAAAUGCUCAGUGUUACACAAUGUAGCACUGCCUUUGUGAAUGCAGUAUUUACGCUUUUGCUUGUUAAUGCAAAUUGAUCACUAACA
Molecule: messenger RNA, 2393 nt
Organism: Coffea eugenioides
Lineage: Eukaryota; Viridiplantae; Streptophyta; Magnoliopsida; Gentianales; Rubiaceae
Exons: 3
Coding region: 232-1896 (554 amino acids)
Source: RefSeq, a predicted model, not a curated record